Molecule: messenger RNA, 1255 nt
Organism: Chaetomium strumarium
Lineage: Eukaryota; Fungi; Ascomycota; Sordariomycetes; Sordariales; Chaetomiaceae
Product: histidine phosphatase superfamily
Exons: 3
Coding region: 116-1102 (328 amino acids)
Source: RefSeq, a predicted model, not a curated record
GACAAACUUCGGCGAUCUGGGAUCGGAGGUAACGUUAAACUCAAUCUCCCAGCCAGUCACUCAUAGGCCUUUCCGGGCGACAAGGUUGAGGCUGGUCUCCCGCGCCGCUGCCGUCAUGUUGGAGGUGAUUUACGUUACCCGCCAUGGGUUCCGGUCGAACUGGCUCGUCGAUCCGUCCAGCGGCAGCUACACGACGUUCAUCAAAUCUCCCACGGGCGGAGCAGCUGAUCCGGCCUUGACGGCGCAUGGCGUGGACCAGGCCAACGAGCUUGCCGUAAGGCUGCUGGAUGCCGACCCGCCCAUCGCGCGUGUCUACUCCAGCCUGUACUACCGCUGCCUGCAGACGGUCGAACCCUUCGUGCGCAGGGCGCAGGAGGCAGCCGCGUCGGCGGGUGAGCGUCGCUUGAGGAUCCGAGGCGAAACGGGCCUGGGCGAGUGGUACGGCUCAGCCAGCUUCGAGCACCCCGUCCCUGCCAGUGUCGGGACGCUCGAGCAGCUGUUCCCAGGCAUGCUCGAUCCGGACUAUGGGCCGGCAGUAACGCCGAACCGGACGGGCGAGAGCGUCGAUGAACUGCACGACCGCGUGGCAGCGACGUUGGAAGCGCUGAUCGCAGAGUGCGACCGAGAUGGCGUGCGUGCGAUCCUGCUGUGUUCGCAUGCCGCCGUCAUCAUUGCCAUGGGACGCGUCCUGACGGGACACAUGCCUGAGAAUGUCGAGGUCGAGGACUUCAAGUGCUUCACCUGCGGGCUGAGCAUGUAUCGGCGGCAGCCGCCGAACAACAGGCUGAUCAGCGCCGAGUCCCGGGCCAGCAGGGAUGGGAUCAUGCGGCAAGCCACGGAUGCAUGCGGCGUCGAUCAUCAUGCCAAGGCUGGCUCGGCCCUCGGUACCAGCUGGCGAGCGGGUAAAGGGAUAUCAGGGGGCUGGAACUGCGAACUGAACAGCGACUGUACCCAUCUGUCGCUGGGCGCAGAGCGAGGCUGGAGGUUCUCCGGGGACGAGUCUUUCACAGACAUGGCAACCGGACAGAGCAUCCUUGAUGCUCGGCCCGACAGGGGCAAAAACUCCGCACACCGGGAGGAGGGCUCCCGGGGCAAGCUUUAGGCUUCUCGCGGAAGGUGCCGUGGUCGGGGAUAUUGUGGGGACUGUCUAUGCCCUUUCGAAGUCUCGGAGAAGGGAUCCCGGCGCCUCGUAACCGCGGUUAUACUCCGUACGUGCACGGACAAUAUGAAGCAGCGCUUUGACCCGGACGUUGCA